CCACCGCUAACGCUAACGCGUUGAAAAAAUAAAAAAAAUAAAGGCGCGGAAAAAGUGUUAACUAAAUGAAUUGAAAAUGUAAAGCUGAACCGAAUUGUGCGAUGGUUCGGGGACUAUAGAUUCGAGCUUUGUGAGAACUUCAAAAAUCAACAAAAGGUGUGAAAAGUGCCGAAAAAAUCCGCCUGUGAGCGUGUCGGCUCUCUCUUUGGCAGCAGCGGCGGCGAUUUGUGACGUCAAAAGCAGCGACGUCCUUCGCUGGUAGACACACACGCACGCUCACCGACAGACACAAUACCACACUGAGAGAAACUCCCACCAAAAGAACCCUCCCCCACCCCUAAAAAAUCGAAAGAAAACAAGGAGAGAAAAGGAUUUAUUUUCCUUUUUAGUCCGCGGGCGUGCAUGUGUGUGUGUUUUUGAGGCAGCCGCACAACUAUAACUGUAUCUAGCAGCAGCAACAACAAUAGCAACUGAAUCCCAGCAAUAUAGCAACAAAAAUGGAACAGCCAAGCAUUCUCGUCAAAAUCCUGCACUCGAUUCCGCACGUGAAUUACACAUUCCGUCGGGUUAACGACACCUUCAAUCCGGACAGCGAUGUUUACCUCGAGAGUCUGGGAAUCUUGGCGUCCAUUCCUGCCGGCCUUCUGAUCGUCUCGCUGUUGGGACUUCUGCUCUACCUGCUCACCCGCUGCUGCGACCGCCGCCAACGGAAGCCGAGUGCUCAGCGCUGCCAGAGCUGCUCGCUGGUCAUCAUCACGCUGAUGACCUGUGGCGCCAUCGGAUUAGGCUUGUACGGCAACGAUGACUUCCACAAUGGUCUGCUGCAGGCCUUUGGCUCCGGAAAGAACGUCGAGGGUCUGGUGCUCACCCUGAAACGUCAGACGGAGAGCAUCAAGCACGACUUGGAAACGCGGAUGGCCGGGCACAAGGUCGAGCAGCUGGUGGAGAAGCCGCAGUACAACCAGACGGUGGUCAUGCUGCUCAUCGAGACGUCACGUCUGGUCACGGAGAACACCUCGCGGGCGGUGGCUUCGCUGGACAGCAUGGUGCACUACUUCAUGAAGGCCAAGGGCAGCGAGAACGACACCUCACUGAUGGGCUUGCUGCAGCUGGGAGAGUUCUACGAAUCCAUUCGCUGGCCAACUACCUUGGCCUUCCUCACUGUGCUCCUGCUGCUCUGCACGGUUCUGGUGAUCGGUGUGGCCAGGCGCUCCCGCUGCACCCUGAUCUUCUUCAGCGUUUCGGGUCUCUUCUGCAUUAUCAUCUGUUGGCUGCUGGCGGGUGUUUACCUGGCCUCCAGUGUGGCCGCCGGCGACUUCUGUAUGCGACCGCACGACUACAUGUGCCGCCAGGUGGGCAUGCGGAGUCCCUACGUUGACUUUCUGAACUGCGGCACGCCGCGCAAUCGGUUCAUUCUGCGCCUGAACGAGUCCCGCGAUCUUGUGGAUCGCGCCAGGGAAAGUGUGGACCAGAUGCAGCGGAUGAGCAAGGACACCUAUCCGCACAUUGAUAUCCAGCGCACUCUGAACGCCAUGGACAAUGAUCUGGAGAACACGCUGCGCAACCUGACGACGUUGUCGGCGACUCUGGACCGCCGGGCCAUCGACCGGCACUACGAGGAGGCACUCCGCGGACUCUGCGGCGGCGGGCUGCUGGGCCUCAGUCUGAUGAUGGUGGCUGGGCUGCUCACUUCCUUCCUGCUGACGAUCCUCGUGUACGCCGACUCGCACGCCUGGAUCUAUCUGACGAAGCGACCAACUCUGGACGCUGACAAAUCGGAGACUGCGCCGCUGUUCCCCGCCUCGAAUGCGCCGAGCGCCAGCAUCUCGCCCACCGCACCGAUAAGCACGGGGACGAUCAACAGGACGCUGCUGCACCACCAGCAGGCGGCGGCGGUGGGCGGCGGAUCGGGCACCCUGCUGGGAUCGGGAGGCGGCGGAGGCGGAGCCGGAGGAGGAGGAGGCAUGGGCGCCAAUGGACACAACGGCGUGGGACCGUAUCGCAACGGAACGGCCGGCCUGAGACAAGGGUUGGCAUCACCAUCAUCUCAAUCAAGCCACACCUCAUCUACCGCCACUUACAACAAUCACAACAACGGCACCACCACCGGUUACAGCAACAGCCACCAACAACAACACCACCACCACAACAACCACCUGUACAGCAACAACCACCACCAAUACAACAACCACAGCAACAACCACUACAGCAACAAUACACAGCAUAGAACUAACAACGCGGCGGGCGCGGUGGCAGCGGCGGUGGGCGUGGCCAGCAGCAGCGGUCAGCGAUCGCCGUCGCCGCCGCCCGGCUACGAUUUGGUGCAUGGCACAAGGUCGGGUCACCACACGCUGGGUCGCCUGCCAUCGCACCACCAGCAAUCGGCGUCGUACCUGCCGGGCCCCAACAACGGAAAGUACGCGACGCUCAGCAAGCAGUGUAAGACGCUUGAGUCCAACGACUUCUACUGAGAUUCGCUUGCCUGCAGUUCCCAUGCAGGCAGUAGCAGCAACACAGCACAGCAGCAGCAGCAUCAGCAGCAGCAAAGCAGCCUCAUCAAUCAGAACCAGAUCCAGCAGAUCCAGAGCCAGGGCCAGAGCACGCUGAAGAACAUCUUUGCCUCGGCCACCCUGCCCCGCUCCACCGGCAGCUCCAUUCGGUCGGUGCUCUCUGUCCAGACCUCCAACGCGGGCAUCUGCCGCUCCACGGGCAACGGCUUGGACGCUGAACUGGUGGACGACCGCGAUCCCAGGGACGUGACGAACAACAGCUUCAACCGCUUCGAUCCCAAGUACAUUAGCAUCGGUCCCAAGGCAGUCAGGGGUCAGAAUAACAAUCUUAACAUUAUGUCCGCCGCCGGAUCGGCGAAUAAGUGUGCCACGCUGCGGCAUGUCGGCCGCUACGGUGGCUCUCUGAAGGGUGUGUCCGCCGUCAAUGCCACGCCCUCGCCCGCAGCUGCCCCGGCUGUCCAUUCGCCGAACUUGCGGAGCGCCAAAACGCCUUUAAUAGCCACCGUUUCAAAGGAUUACUGCCAGCAGCCGGACUGCAUUCCCCAGGAGUUCCUCCUUCAGCAGCAGCAACAACAGUUGCAGCAGCAGCAGUUGCAGCUUCAGCAGCAGCAACAACAACAGCAGCAGCAGCAGCUGCAGCAACAGCAACAGCAGCAACAACAGCAGAUGGUGCCACCUGCUCCGCCGCAACCGGCGCCACCGCCUCCGCCCAAACCAAAGAUAGUCAAUACGUUUACGGAAAUCCCCGGCACCACGGGGGUAGGCAGCUCGUAUGCCAAGGAGCAGCAGCAGCAGCAACAACUGCUGGUCCUGCAGCAGCAGCAGCAACAGCAGUUGCUGGCCCUUCAGCAGCAGAGGGAGCGGGAGUUGCAACAGCAGCAGCAACAGCAACUGCAGCAACAGCAGCAACAGCGGGAGUUGCAUCCACCCACCACCCACAUACUGCCCGCCUCGGCUGUUUACAGCAUCGAGAGCAGCGACGUGUUGCCCACAGCCGCGCCGCGAGUGCAGCAGCGUUCGCUAAAUCCCGCCUCGAUUGUUAACCAGCCGCUGCCCGAGAUUCCCACCAACCAGCAGCAACAGCAACAGCAGUCAAAGAUCUCCGCUCAGCCGCUUUGCGCCGCCAGUUUGGGUCAGUAUCGGUCGCUGCAGCGACCCCAAACCCAGAAAUUGCAACCGGUGGCCAUCUCUUCGCCGCAGCAGCCGCCAACGUUGCCGCCGAAGAACAGGCACAAAAACAGCAAUCGAGGCGGCGCCGUGGACAGCAGCAAUGCCAACCACAUGCAGACCUUGCCGCCAAAGUCAGCUAGCUUAAGACAGCAGCAGCAGCAACAGGAACGGGAAAGGGAGCGAGAAAGGGAGCGGGAGAGGGAGAGGGAACGAGAGCGGGAGCGUCCCCGGCGGGCGGAGACUCUGGACAAUGCCCGCAGCUACAUAGAGCAGCAGCAACAGUAUCCCAGCCAAUUGAUAACCAGCAGCUACAUGAAGAAGCAGCACUCCUACGACAGCAGCUACCAUCAGCAGCAGCAACAACAGCAGCAGCAGCAGCAGCAGGCCUUCUACCAAAGGCAGCACAACAACAAUUUCUCCACGAAGCAGCAGCAGCAAUUGAUGCUGGAGCAACAGCAACAGGCCUUGUUCUACAGAUCCCUGAAGCGAGGCGAACGCGGAGCAGCUGGAAGCGGAGGAGGAGUUGCCGGAGGAGCCGGAGGACUGGGAGGAGGAGCUGCCAUCAGCAACCAAAGCGAUCUGUACUCGGUGACGGAAUUGUAGGAGUGCGCCUGCUGCGGCGGCGGUGUGGAUGUGGUGCGCAGAGGCGCCUCAUCCACAUCGCUGCACGCGGCGGCGGCGGCCACACAAACUCAGAGCCACAACCAAAACCAAACACAGACGCAGACGCAAAUGCAGUCGCAGAGUCAGGCGCCCGUUCCCCUGCCACCCAAGAAGCACCGCCAGCGGGAGAGGGAGCGAAACCUCGAGCGGGAGCAGCAGCAGCAGGUCGCCCAGUGCAAUGCCAAUCUGUGCGAGGAGCACGAGUACGAUGAGUACUAUCCGCAGGCGUUCGAGAUGCAAACAGCUGUCGGAGGCGGCGCUGGAGGAACCGGAGGCGGAGGUGGAGCAACUGCGAGCUCCGGAGGAUCCAAGCAUGGCAAAGCGAGCCAGCAGAGAGCAGCCACCUUCGAUGUGGCCGAUGCCCGGGACUACGAGCUAAAGCGCUUGGGCAACCGCAGAUGCCAGCAGCAGGCGGCUCCCAGUAAAAGAAACGGGGGCGGAGGAGCAGGAGCGGGAGUAGGAGUUGGAGUAGGAGCAGCCAUUAGCCAAGAUCACCAUCGCAGCCACGAUCGGGAACGGUCGCGCAGCGAUCAUCGCAUUGCCAGCUAUGCCUGCGAGGAGGUCAACUCAUCGGCGCUGUGCAGCGCCGGCUCCAUGAGCUCCAUGUUGCAGCCGUCGAAUGGAACCGGAACCGCAACCGGAAGCGGCAACGGCCACCGAAGUAGCGGCCACCAGCACCAGAGGGAUCACCAUUCGCGGGAGCAGCAGCAACAGCAGCAGCAACAGCAACAGCGGGAGCGACGCGAGAAGACCUUUAAGGUAUGAUUUUUAGAGACGUCAUAAGAAUUGUCCAAUCCGCGCCAGGACAGCAGAAACGGCACCUCCAGGCGGCGGACGCGUUGAGGGAAAAUGGAAAGCGAACGUGGCGGAUUCUACAGCGAUUACUACGAGGAGGAGGAGGAGGUUAACCCCAUGAAUAUGAAUGCAAACGCUAGUGAAAAGUGAGUGGAGGAAGCGAAGGCAUCGUUGAAGCUUUCCCAAUUCGAGAUUUAGAGAUUCCCAGCCUGUUUUUCUGUUCAGCCUAAAUCGCGACUACUCCCUUCUCUCUCUCUGUCCCUGUCUACAAACGCCCUCACUCUGUCGCACACGUGCAGACACGCACACCAGCAAAAAAGAAAAACGAACGAACACACACACAUAUAUACUAUAUAUAUAUACGUAAAUAUAUAUAUAAAAGUUAUAAAAAUCCAACCUCUUCUGAUUGAUUCAAAGCUGCAAAUGCUGUUAAAAGGUGCUAAAAUGUUAAGGGUAGUGGUCAAAGUAAUUUCUUUGUGUGUACAUUUCAAUCAGUGUAUUUCUUAUGUUUAAACCUAUUUGUAACUAUUUAUACAAAAUUGAUAUCACAUUUAUACAAAAUCUGGCAUAAUCGAUGAGCCAAUUGCAAAAAGCAAUAUUUAUUAUUACAUAUUGGCAACAUUUUUUUUUUAGUUUUAUUGUAUAGCCUUACUUUUGAUUUACGUCCUUUACCCAGGAUUAUUUUGACCCCUGCUGUGCAUAAAGCAAUUUCAUGUAACCUACAUCAGUUCUCUGCUCUGUGUUGUUGCCUAUUGUUAUAUAUAUAUAUAGAACUUAACUUUGAUUAACCAUAACGAAUACUUUUUUUGUGACCACUAUGAAUACGAGUAUUUUUUAAAAGCCUUAGUUAAGUACAUUUUAGUUUUAAGCGCAAAACUAUUUAUUUACGUCAGAUUGUAAGCUUCGAUCCAAAAAAUAAGACCUAGAACGUGCGAAAGGCAAAGGACAGUCGGCUAACAAAAACAUAAUGUUUGGAAUAUUGUUAAUCAAGUGGCUUUUGAAGAUUUUUGAGAAUGAUUUAUGAGUUGGAGUCGAUGUCUUUUGCAUUUUCUGUGCCGAAAUAACCUUUUUUUUUUGUAAGAGUGUGUGUGUUAUAUUUAUUAUAGUUUUUUUUUGUUUAAUAAGCGAUUUAUGCUACAUCAUUUUAUUGUUUAGGAAUCCGUUGCGAGAACCAACAACAACAACUACCACAGCGACACGUACGUAAAAAUUUUUGUGACGUCAGAAAUCUAAAAAAAAAACUAU
Molecule: messenger RNA, 6383 nt
Organism: Drosophila ficusphila
Lineage: Eukaryota; Metazoa; Arthropoda; Insecta; Diptera; Drosophilidae
Product: AF4/FMR2 family member lilli
Exons: 10
Cellular component (GO): plasma membrane
Molecular function (GO): intracellularly calcium-gated chloride channel activity; volume-sensitive chloride channel activity
Source: RefSeq, a predicted model, not a curated record